Agrilus planipennis (emerald ash borer) is the source of this 7750-nucleotide messenger RNA. RefSeq lists its product as uncharacterized. Gene Ontology annotation, biological process: negative regulation of transcription by RNA polymerase II. Bases 886 to 7461 code for a protein of 2191 amino acids. Gene Ontology annotation, molecular function: transcription corepressor activity; protein binding. Gene Ontology annotation, cellular component: nucleus. The record is from RefSeq and is a predicted model, not a curated record. The transcript is spliced from 8 exons. Lineage: Eukaryota; Metazoa; Arthropoda; Insecta; Coleoptera; Buprestidae.
UGUUCGGUAAAGAUCUUUACGUCCGUUCUACCGCGAAAACGCCACCUUGAUUCUUCAGACGACCAUCCAACUCACCGAUUCCUGGUGCUAGUGCAACAGUGGCCGCAAACGCAGGUGUUGCGUUUGAUCCGUCAAUUUCGUUCAGUGCAUAUUUUAGCAAGUGUAAAAGCGGGCAGCAGGCGGGAUCAAAACCAAGUGUAUGUGUGUUGUGCUACGACUCCCCGCGUGAGAGAGAACCUUUGUGUUUGUGUACAGCUCGUGUUGUGUGCUAUUUUGGUUUCUUUACUAAUAACAUAGCUGCCACGUAGCAGCGUGUUUUGUGCUAUUUUCGUGCCGUUCGUUUCACUCUGUGUGAUCGCGACGAUCGGGCUACGGCAAGAAGAAUUAAUACGCCGCCAAAUAGUAGUAGUGUUCGCCUUCUCGACAGCGUCUGCCAUUUUUGUUUACAUCGCUUCCUGUGUGGUGCUAAAAAAAUCAUUACCGCAUAAUUAAUAAUAAGCGCUUUUGUAGUUCCAGCGGACAAUUUACGGAAUAGUUUUUAUGUAAACAGUGAAACUCGUAAAGGAGGUGGUAGUUAGUGUUCCACUUGAAACGCGUUUGGAUUACCAUUGCAUUAACCCACUUGUUUCACGGAUACGUAUUUCAUCACUUCGCAAGUUCUAGGAUAACACUAUAAGGAAUUAUUCCCAUGGUUCAUCAAUCUUUGGGUUACAUAGGAUUAUUCUAAUGAAGGUAAUGCUCCAUUUAUGUAUUGACACAAAUAUCAAUGUCGGUGACCCGUUCAACGAGGCCAGCCUUGCGCUGGCUGUGGCAUACAGCGGGGUGAAUGAACAUUAGACCCUCGAAGUAGAAGGAUAAUAUCAACAAGAGUCUAGUCCGAAGGACAUGGACGUGACGUUUACCAACGUCUUGGAGGGUGCACGACAGUAUUUUCAGGGGUUGCCCGCGACGACUGGAGGUUCAGUAUUUUCAUCGAACAACGAAAACAACUUGAACAGAAACAAUGUAUCCGAACAACAGAUCCAAGAUCGAUCGGACAAUAACGUAUCAUACUGGCCUCAACAACAGCAUCAACAUCUUCACCAACAGCAACAACAACAACCACAGCAACAGCAUCAACAACAACCGCAACAAGAUCGAUCUCAGGUAGAUGUGAUGCACAGGGCGCCUUCCACUCAUUCCGAACCUACCCGCCCGCCCUCGCAACAACAAGACUCAAGGAACUGCUCCUCGAUCUACAAUCUACAACAACAAUCCCAACCGGAACAAUUAAACCCUCAAAUAAUCAAUUACAAUUAUCCGCGACCUCAUUCUCGCGAAGUUUCUUCUAACAGUAAUGUCUCCCAACAACAACAGCACAUGCAACAGCAGCAACAUGUACAGCAUCAACAACAUUACCAACAACAUCAACCUUACAGUCAACAACAACAAAUGCAUCAGCAGCAACAGCAGCAGCAGCUGCAACACCAUCAGAUGCAGAACCAACAACAAAAACAGCAGCAACAAGUACAAAAUCCGUUGCAACAACAGCAACAAAUGCAUCAAAAACAUAUGCAACAACAACAACAGCAACAGCAGCAGCAAAUGCAUCAAAAGCAGCAGCAACAACAACAACAACAUUAUCAGCAGCAGCCCCAACAACACUUGCAGCAACCUCAACCUCCUCAGCAGCAACAGCAGCAGGUUCAUCAUCAGCAGUACCAGUCUCAUAUAAUGCCUAACCCUGCUUAUCAUCCUUCGGUAUCUCAACACCCUCGCACUCCUGCCAGACAUCAGGAAAGAACGACGCCCUCGUCUACCAGUGGUAGUUCUUCCCAAACAUAUCAUCAGCUACAGAACUCCACUAGUUCGCAGUCGGUCAUGCAGCAAUACAGUCAUUACCAGCAGUCUUCCAGGCCCCAAUGCCCUGUCCAUUCUCAAAGUCAAGUACAAAAUCAUUCUAGUUCUUCAACUUCUUCGUACGCGUAUCAAAGUCAAACGCCUUAUUCUGCUCAUGGCCAGUCGAACAGUACUGCCAUGUACAAUUCGAACGUACCAACUUCGCAAAGCAACACCACUGCAACAAAUGGACAGAUACAGAACUACUAUUCCAACCAGAAGGCGGUCAAUAUUCAAAACUACGGAAGUAAUAACGGUAGCGGCAAUAGCGAAAAUCAUCAUCCCGUUCAGUACUCGUCGCCUGCAGCAAGCCAAAGUGUGUCGUCUUCUCAGUCACAUAAAACGACUCAUAAUCUUCCUCCUAUCGCAGCUCUUUCGUCAACUCAUUACCACACGGGUCGAACUGGCCGAGAAAAUUUGAGGAUACCAGCGAGCAGAAAUCAGCAGCAUCCAACCACUUCUUCUUACGCUCCAAAUCAAGUCAACACUUCUUCAGCAGCAACAACUCACCAUCAACAACAACAGAACGUUCCUAAGAAUAACACUCAUGAUUCCACUAAUAUGCAGUAUAACACCAGUCAAUGUCAAAGUAACAGGGUCUCAAAUCAAAACUACCACUAUGUUACGACAAUAGCUGGUCACUCCAACUAUACAACGACCACUGCCACCAACAGUACGACUAAUAAUGUUUUCCAUUAUCAGUAUUCCCGAUCGAAUUCCAAUUUUCAAUCUGCAACUCCUCAAACCGGUCACAUGUACCCUUCCGCAAAGGUUACGACUCAUGUUCAACCCUCAACGCCGCAACUGACCAAUCUGAACCACGCAACUAACCCCACGUCUGUCAUUAAACAGAAGCGAGAAUCGCCUCUCGAUCUUUCGGUUAAGACUGUUAAAACCUCGGCGGAUUCUACCUUGGACGAUGUCGUCGAGAACAGUGGUGGCUCCGAAGUUCAAAGGAUAUCAAAAUACAAUCACAAUGGACGAAAUGCGAUGUAUCCCCUCGUGCAGCCAACGUACGGAAGUUAUCCGUCAAGCGAGGUCAACCAAAGCACGGUCCAUAUCAAUGCAAUGUCUAAAGCGCAACCGAGCAACAUGGGAGCGCCAAAGGUAGAGUUUCUUCCAAAUUUUAAUAUGAGAGGGUUGAACCAACCGUACAAUAAUAGUGCUAACAAUAAAUUUGAUACUCACAAGGGAGCGGUACCUCCUCAAACGCCACUCUACACUAAUACCUCGCCACAAAAGUCAGCGUAUGAAAGAAGCAAACCCUUUGUUCCCAACAGCGCCAAUCGGGAGGUACAUAAAAAUUAUGCUGCUGGUGCGUCAGCGCCGGUACCUGUAAAUUCUUAUCCAGUACAAAAAGUGUCGAAAAAGACUUCGCAAUCUCUUCCAAGGGUUGAUUUUCCGCCAGUGAAUCAUAAACUCGAAAUGACCCCGCCUUAUGUGUCUAAAAGACGAUUCGAAAUGCCGACGGUGGUGCCAAGCAAAAUGGCAAAAGUUGAUUCCUGGAAACAAGCCAUCGACCAACAAAUCGAGCAAAGGUUCUCGUCUUAUACGAAGUUAAAAGAACAGGAACGACAAGAAACUCAUAUAACGAAAAUGGAUCAGUUAAACAGCAAAAACAGUUAUCCGACUGCUGGACAACAAGAACGUUCUAAAGAACUGUACGGUUACAAUUACAGAUCGACGUAUGAUGCAGCCGAAAACCAAGUUUAUUCUGGUGGUAGGCAGACUCAAGUAAAUCAUAAUCAAACUUAUGUUCCUAGUGCCUCCGCGCACCAUUAUCCAGGUUAUAAUAAUAUAAGGCCUCAGAGCAAGAUCCAGGAUCUCCCCCACAACGUGAAUCCGCUGACGAGAACGGGUUCGAGUACCUCUUUGCAUCACGGCCUCAGCCCUAAUAAGAACACAGGAGGCGCAGACAAACGGGUAAUAAGCUUGCUGAGAAAUAGUCUUGAGAGUAAAGGUGCCAAAGAGGCUCAAAAGAAACUGGAACAGGAACAGCAGAAGUCGAUGGAGAAUCUUGUAAAUCAUCGACCUAAAACGGAUAUUCAACAACCCUCGACGGACGUUACAGCCCCUCUACAACCUAAACUAGGUCUGGGAGGAAGACAGAACGUCUCUCCAUUCGCUGCCACAAGUUUACACGAGAGAAACACCAACACGCCCACGGCUUACAAAUUUCAUCUUCCAAAAGCAAUCGACUCUGUGAAGUUCGAAUCUGACAUAACUAAAGAGGGAGAUAGUUCGUCGGGUAGGGUGAACAGUAUUAGUGAGGAAAUACAACCGUCUAUAAACAGUAACAGUAACUCGAAUUCCGAUUACGACGGUCUUGCUGCUUUCUUAGCAGCCAGAAUUCGGACCAAGGCUGAACUUAAGCAAGUUAGCACAUCUCAGUAUUCGUUUAAUGCUAAUUCUACACAGCCGAUCUUGCCAGGUGCCCCUGAAAUGCAAGAAUCCUUAAAACAAAACGCUGACUCGCAAAAUACGAUGUGCAACGGUACUAGCAACUUACAAAAAUAUUCAUUGGACCCUAGCCAGUACCAACCUAGAAAAAGGCUCUUUAGUCGAAGUGAAGAUGAAGCCAAUAGUAAGACAUUUACUAGUAACGUUCCUCAUAGAGAUAAAUCAGGUCUGCGAAGCUCUUCGGAGACUUCGGUCUUUGAUUUUCCCGAUAGCGAUUCCGAAGGUGAAAUGCCAGUUUUAGAGAGGCAAUCACUAAAUGAAAUGAGAAGGGAAAGGAGGAACUCUCUCAAGGAUAGGAUUGAGGAGGGAGUGAAAUUCGAACAGAGUUCCGAGCCACCGAGGUCAAAUAGCCCUUUCGAUUUAAUGUUUGACGAAGCCUGUGAUAAAUUUUUGGAGGAAUUGAAGUCUGGUACUGGGAAGAAACGAGGAAGAAGGAAAAAGGUCGUCGAACCCGAAGUUAUAGCGAAACUGGAAGAAACCGUCAUCAAAGAAACGAUCGCCGAAGUGAAAUUAGAAACUGACGAAACGGAAGAAAAUAAAUCUAAAACUUUCCAAGAUGUAGUGGUAGUAAAACAAGAACCAAAUACGUAUGUAGAAAUUAAAGUAGAAACCGAAGCUGGCGAAGAAGUUAAACCUGAAAUAAAAACGAAAGAAACUGAAAUUUGUAUAAUAAAUCCAACGAUUAAUUGUAUUAAAGUUGAAUCUGAUUCCGAUUCUGACGUUCCCUUGAUAGAUUGCAAAAAUAAAGUAAAAUGCUCGAGCCCUACAAUAAAAAGUGAAGUUAAAGUUACCGUUGUUAAAAGUAAAGAAUGUACGACGGAAACCAAUGGCGCUAAAAAGCCAAUAUGUGAUAGUAGUGAUAGCGAACCUGAACCACGACCGGUUAAACAUUCGCCCAAGAAAGGGAGAACGCCUAAGGGAAGUCCCACGAAGCAAAAGAAUGCGGAAAAAGAAUCAGAAUUAAAAGGUAAAACUGUCAAAAAAAUUGCCAGACAUACCAAAAAGCCCGUAUUCGGUGAUGGCACCGAAUUUCGUCCUGGAUGGGAAGAAGAAGUUUUCAAAUAUAAAAAAUCUUUGCGUAUGCCGUCAGGUUUAAUUCACGUGACGCGGCCUCCUGCGUGGCAUAGAUUAUCAACGUCUUUACCCGAUUUAGAUCCCUACCCCAAUUCACCGUCCGCUUCAAUUUCCACAGAAAAUGCCGAUAUGAAGAAAGUGAAAACGGAAAUUGUCGACAGUGAUAUUGAUUCCAAUUCCAGUUUCAAUUUCUCGUUCAGCAAAAAUAACAACUACGACUCUGAAGGAAGUUCUUCCAUUAAAAGUAUGCCAACACCAAAAUCCAACAGUUCCAUUUUAGAUAAACUUAUACAAAAGUAUGGCACAAGGAAACGAAAGCGUCCCAAGAAAAAGGAAGAGGAUUCAGGACCAAAGAUCAUACCAAAGCCCGAAGAUCCUUUGGAACUAUUACCGACUCCUGGCUUAGAAAUCACUCCUACCCGCGAGUCCAAAAAGAAAGAACAAGUCAUUAAAUCGGAUUCAGUGUUUUUGGGCUUCCGUAAGAAAACCGUGGAUAACUUUAAGAACACUUUCAUUAAAAGUUCGAACUGCUUGGUAGGAAUAAAUGAACAGUUCAAAACGGUGGUUCUGAAAUCGCGAACGCGAAAGCAAACAAGGGUAUUGAAACAGAAGGCUACGAUAAGGGAAGUUUUCGGCGAAGAACGACCCGCUUCUGCACCACCUGUUACCUGCAUUGACAAUACCGAUGAUCAGGAAGAUAAAUCAAAACCAACGAUCAAAAUAGAAAAAGACAGUCAAACUCGCAGUUCAAGUAGAUGUAGUUCAAAGAGCGCGACUCCUUUGGAGAAUUCAAAAGAAGUUCUGAAAGGUAAACUUCUUAAAAACAAAAUUAAAUUGACUGAGACAUUAGAUUUAUUAGAACACUCCAAUAUCAAAAAGGAAAUGGAUAGUAAAUCGGAAACGUUAUCAAUCGACGACGAUAGUGUCAGCGUUAAAUCAAACGACACAACAAGUACAACCCAUUCGAAGAGACGUAUCAAAAGUAUUCGACGGAAAUUUAGUUCUGGAUUCGAUUAUAUACGUAAGAAGAAGAAACAAACGAAAAAGGAGACACAAGAGGGCGAAACAGGGACUCCAAAACUCAAGAAGAAGGGCAUUUUGACCAAGGCCUCUCCCGAAUCCAUUCAAGACAUUCAAAAGGAGAUUAAGACAUGGGUUAUGAACAAGGGCAUCGGAGAAACCCAUUUACAUCGUGCUGCCAGGCUUGGAUAUACCGAUAUAACUGCGUAUUGUUUGGAGAAGAUGGAUAGCAUGCCAUCUCCGAAGGAUAAUGCAGGUUAUACUCCUCUCCAUGAAGCUUGCGCCCGGGGUCACCUUGGCAUUGCCAGACUUUUGUUGAUGUAUGGAGCUAAUGUUAGUGAAUCAGCACAGGGUGGAAUAAGGCCCUUGCAUGAAGCUACGGAAAACGGCUUCGUAGAAAUAGUGAGACUUCUUUUGUCCUACGGUGCUGAUCCAGUUUUAGCGACAUACUCAGGUCUCACACCACUCUCGCUUACAAGUGACGAGACGACAAUGUUCGUCUUACAGAAUCACAUAGCGGACAUUCGUGGGGACCCGGCACCGCCUUGGACAUUUUUCGGUCCAGCUUCUUGUUUUGAUUUUUCAGAUCCGGUCCCUGAAGAGUCGGGUUUUAACCCGCUGGACGACGUUCCCGACCCUGAUCCUCCACCUGACCAAGACGACGAUGACGAUAGCGUUAUGGAAUUCGAAGUGAGCGAUUUUCCACUUCCCAAUUUGUACACGCUGACCAACGAAUCAUCUACCGAUCAGUGGAUUCUUCUUCAAGACCUGUCGAACAUCUUGAAGAUUAAGUCGAGAGACGCUCUCCUAAAACAGAUCACCGGUUGUGCGACAACAACGGCGUCGUCUCAUAAGAACGUCAUCAAGGAGCUGAAGACUCAGGAUUUCCUCGAUCAAGCGCAAUGCUCGCAGUAUUUGUGCGCCGGCGAGAAGAUAAAUGUGCGAGCUUCAAAGAUUGCUCUAGUGAAAUUUACGGAUAAAGUGAAGAAACUGUUGAACAUCGAAAAGGUGGUCGUCCCCGAAAGGUGACAAACGGUCGACACGUAGAAUUCCCUGCCGUUGAAUUAAUUAAAUGUACCAAGUGAUAUUAUUAUGUUUCAUGUGAUCAUGACUUGUUGUUAUAAAUUUAUUUUUUAUCCACGGUGCUUAUUUGGUUAAAUUUUGAUAUUUUUAUAUUAUUAAUUGAUUAAUUAAUUAAUUAUCGAUUCGUUUAAUUAUCUACACGUACGUAAUAACUAUACAUAUUUUUGUUUCCAGCGAUGAAAGUGCGUUUGGUAUCGGACUAAUAACACGCGAUUUUUUUUUUACUUCUGCUGAA